CUCCCCACCAGAAAGAAAUAACCUCACACAGAGACGGAGAAAAAAAUUAGACAACCAAAAAAUGGCUGUGGAGCUGAUGGGUUACUCCGCCGAUGGCGGGUUCGCGGCGAAGCUACAGGAGAGUGCGGUGAGGGAAGCGGCAAGCGCCGGGAUUCAGAGCGUGGAGGAGGUCAUUAAGCUGCUCAACCAGCAGCACUUUUACCAGGAGGAAGCUUCCGCAUCCGGCUCCUCUUCUUCUUCCGGCGGCGGCGGCGAUCGGAAUAUCAAGGCGGUUACCGAUUUGGCCGUGAACAAUUUCAGGAAGGUGAUUUCUCUUCUCGGCAAGCCCAAUCGGACCGGCCACGCCAGAUUCAGGAGAGCUCCCGUCUCCGCUUCUAUCAACGCCUCUGUUUCCGUCGCUCCAAAGCAAGAGACGAAGAAGAUCGUUCAGGAUCAGCCGGGGCCGUCCUCUUAUUCUGCGCCAGUGAUUGUUCCUCCGACGGAGCAAGGGUCUGGCUCUGCGUUUAAGGUAUACCAGCCGACCCCGAUUCACCGAUUGCCUCCCUUGCCUGCCAACCACAACAACCACCACCAGAAAGCGGCCGCCGGGGUCCUGGUGGUGAAGGAGAGGAACGAGUUAGUGCCGUCUUCCACCAUCAAUUUCUCGAAUUCACCUUCGAUCUCCGCCGCUACCUCUUUCAUUUCAUCCCUAACAGGGGAUACGGACAGUAUGCAGAGAUCUAUGUCGUCUUCCGGGUUUCAGUUCACCCAUCCCUCUCACGGGAAGCCUCCUUUGUCUUCUUCCUCCCUAAAGAGAAAGUGCAGCUCCAUGGACGACACCGCCGGCCUUAAAUGCGGAUCCUCCUCCGGCCGCUGCCAUUGCUCCAAGAAAAGGAAAUCAAGGAUGAAAAGAGUGGUGAGAGUUCCGGCAAUCAGUAGCAAGAUGGCUGACAUCCCGCCGGACGAGUAUUCGUGGAGAAAAUACGGGCAAAAGCCAAUCAAAGGCUCGCCGCACCCAAGGGGAUAUUACAAGUGUAGCAGCGUGAGGGGGUGUCCGGCCCGGAAACACGUAGAGCGGGCUCUCGACGACCCGAUGAUGCUCAUCGUGACCUACGAAGGAGACCACAAUCACAACCACUCCGGCGUGAACGAGUCGUCGCCGGCGGCUAUUGUUCUGGAAUCGUCUUAAAGGGAAGAGCAGAGAAACAGUUGAGAAAGGACGGAGAAGUCAACUGAAUCAACGCCUGGUGGAGGGAGGGAGGGAGGAAAAUGAUCAAUCAAUGUUCAUUUUCCUUAGGUUGGGAGAUGAAAUCAGGAGCGUUGAUCAUUAAAGUCGGAGAUAGAGAAGAAAAGUGGUGGUGGUGGUGGCAGCAGGGAUAGUCAACGCUCGCAGCAGCAUCGAGAUAGUGGUGGGGGUGGGGCACACCAUGGACGACGGCAAAAACGAAACCAGAGAGAGAAAGAGAGAGAAUUAAUUAUUGAUUGCUUUUUUUCUGGAAAACAAAAAAGCAAAAAAGAAAUACAUAGGAUUCCUCCCUCCCUCUCUUCUCCGUGGAGUGUUCUUCUUUCUUUCCCUGUCAACUUUUCUUUUUUAUUAGUUUUAUUUUGGUUGGAGAUUUUGUGGAUUUGGUGGGUGUUGAGUCAAACAACCUAACUAGUAGUGGGUGGAGUUCGGAGGGUUUUUUAUUUUUUUUAAUUGUUAAAUAUAUAUAUAUAUAAUAUAAUACUUAAAUACAG
Messenger RNA from Linum trigynum, 1716 nucleotides. NCBI's taxonomy places the organism in Eukaryota, Viridiplantae, Streptophyta, Magnoliopsida, Malpighiales, Linaceae. The record is from the annotation of a GenBank genome assembly.